AUGACACUCAACCGAAAUCCUAUCAAUUUCUUUGCAGAAGUGGAACAGAUAGCCUUCUGUCCCGCAAAUCUGGUGCCCGGUAUUGAACCCUCACCUGACCUACUAUUAGCCGGAAGACUGUUCUCCUAUUCAGACACUCAAAGAUAUCGUUUGGGCGCAAACUUCCAUUUACUUCCCGUAAACAAAGCCCACAAUCGUGUGAUGGCACCGACACAACGGGACGGCCCCAUGCGAUCGGACGACAAUAUGGGCCCUCAACCUAACUAUUAUCCCAAUUCAUUCUCGGACGUGAGAGAUGACCCUAAAAUGUUGGAGUCUAACUUCACAGUUAACGGUAAUGGUGGUAAUGGAGUGAAUGAUCAUGUAGUGGUGUAUCGAUAUGAUGACAAGAAUGACCACAACUACGAACAGGCCCGAGACCAGUAUAAUAGCUACAGUAAGGAGUGGAAGGAAAGGCUGCACAGAAACCUGGCCACCGCUAUGAAUGGUGUGCACGCCUUCAUCAGAGACCGCACUCUCGAAGAGCUCCGAAAAGUGGAUCCUUUGUAUUCGAACGGAGUCCGCACUGAAAUCAAUAGAUUGGCCAAAAAGUUGGCAAAUUAA
This is a messenger RNA of Oppiella nova, 603 nucleotides long. The record is from the annotation of a GenBank genome assembly. NCBI's taxonomy places the organism in Eukaryota, Metazoa, Arthropoda, Arachnida, Sarcoptiformes, Oppiidae.